UCCAAAAUGCGGCAAUUUCAUAGAAAUGACAAACCUAAAUCUUCUGUGUGGCGAAUGAUUAUCGAAUGCUGCAAGAGUUAUUGCCUUCAAACAAGUAUACAUGGCUUCUACCAUAUCGCGGGACCGCGCCGGCACUGGACUGAGAGAAUGUUCUGGGUUGGAAUAACAGUCGUGGCCCUUUGGGGGGCAAUCAGCGUGUCAAUGGGACAGUUCCAGAGAUACAACGACAACCCCACUGUGGUGGCCUUGGACAAAGAUUACAGAUCUUGGAGGUUCAGCCUGCCGGGCGUCACUGCUUGUGAUGAGGUGAUGCCAGACGAGCACAUAGUCAUCUCAUCAUCAGAACCGAUCACCCCAACCUGGACACCGAUCAUGACAGAGCACGGCGCAUGCUACGUCACCAACUCCAUCGCUAUUUAUGAUGCAGCCAUCGUAAAGCCUCAUCCAAACACAACCAAAGGCAUGCCGUUCACUUGCCAGUUUUCGUUGGCAUUAUGUUUUAUUAUGUUUGUCUUAAAUAGUAACGCGCACUUCUUUGUUCACUCUCCAUACGACGUUGCUGAUACGUCAAACCCACCGUCCACAAUAAUACCAUUCUUAAAUCGCUUCACCUAUUUAACUGUUACGGAAACGCGAGCGGGGAAGGGGGUGAGGGAGCUGUCUCCCAGACGCCGAGCCUGCCUGUAUACUGAUGAGAGCACUGGGAAUAUGAAGGUAUAUAGCACGCACAUGUGUCGGUUGGGAUGCAGAAGUCGUCUCGCACUGAAGCUAUGUGGCUGUCAGCCUUUUUACUAUUUUUAUGAAGACGGCAAGCCGUGCACCCCAGCAGGGAUGUGGUGCCUGUCCAGACACGCGAGGGAGCUGGCCAACUUCGCCGGCAUGAAAUGCAAGUGCAGCCCAAUGUGUUUGGACUCCUUGUUUCGUGAGAGCACUACUGAUAAUAAAAUAUGGGAAAAAAAUCCGUUCCAUGGCGCAUGCGCCAUACGCCUCACCGUGAAUGCGCCGAACCUGCGCUAUUCGCGCGAAAUUGUGUUCCAUUUUGAGGACUUAGUGGUCUCGUUCGGCGGUGCAGCUGGUUUGUUCCUUGGUGCCAGCUUCAUCAGCUUUGUGGAGAUCAUUUACUUUCUCCUGGAGAGAUGCUGUUAUAUAUUUGCUACUCCGAAGUCAGAUGCGACGAUCCAGGAGUACAGCAACCAAAAAAUGGUCAUACAGUAUUGUGAUAAAAAAUCUCGUCAUGAAGGUCGACUUAAAGAAUUAGCUCUCGUUUUCCCUCCUCCCAAGACCCGACAUUUUAAGUAUUAAAAGAGCACGAGUGAAUUUAAUAAUUGUUAAUAAAUAUGUACCGUUGUGCUUAAUGCAUUAAUAAAAAUACA
This is a messenger RNA of Zerene cesonia (dogface butterfly), 1373 nucleotides long. Its product is annotated as pickpocket protein 11-like. The record is from RefSeq and is a predicted model, not a curated record. The transcript is spliced from 10 exons. Gene Ontology annotation, cellular component: membrane. Gene Ontology annotation, biological process: sodium ion transmembrane transport. Bases 7 to 1302 code for a protein of 431 amino acids. Gene Ontology annotation, molecular function: ligand-gated sodium channel activity. Lineage: Eukaryota; Metazoa; Arthropoda; Insecta; Lepidoptera; Pieridae.